CAAUAUAAUUUAUCUAUAGCACAGCCGACAGGGGUUAAACUCCGCCAGUCGGACCGCGCCCGUCCCCCCACCUUAUCGUCUCGUUGAGUGAUCGCAGUCAUAGGUAGAGACGCGUCGCGCACCAAAAUUCUUAGCACCUGUCGUCUCAUGCCAUCCUGGGAAACUACAAACUAGUCAGUGCUAUUACAAAAUUUAUGUUGGACAGAUAUCUUUUGUUUGACGACACAAAAUAAGCGAAAAUAAGUUUGACUUUGUGAUAACGACACGGAUUCGAGUGAUUCAAGGCGGAGUUUUGUUUGUGCUGAUGAAUAAUUAGAAAUCUGGAGACAACAAUGGGCAAGGAGGUGCAAAAGCGAUGGCGCUCGAUCCGCGACUCGUACACGAAGGCGUUCCGGCAGGGCAAGUGCGUGCUGCCCGAGCAGUGCCCGCCCGGCAGCCGCCGCUACCAGUACCACCGCCAGAUGGCCUUCCUACUGCGAGCGCUGCAGAACAAGAAACCUAAGUACGAAUGCCAUUCCGAUACAUACUCCAACUCGCCGCAGCACCCGCCUCCCGAAGACAUACCAAAACUUAACGCAGAGCUAGAAAAACCUCUAGACCUCAAAACAAAACCUGACAAACCAGAAGCAGAAAAACCAGAAACCGUAGACAAGUGCAACCAAGCAGUUAUGGCGGAAAAGCCGAUUGAGAUCAAAAACCCAUCGCUCGAAAUCAAAAUCGACGCCAACUCGAUUCUCCCAGACGAUCAUUUCGAUGACGAUAAACUGUUCAUGAAUUCUCUGCUUCCACUUUUCAAGAAGAUGGACGAUGAUACAAGGCUGCUGUGUAGAAUUGAGGUUCUGAAGAUUAUCAGGUAUGCAUUGCAAGGCCAUAAAUGCUUCGAAGCGUUGAGGAUGGCGGAAGAUAGUUUCUUCAAGAACAAGAUCAGUGGGAUUCUGAUGAAGGAGGAGAUCCCAGACACUCCAGUCAGCACACCAAAAGCGACGGAGUCUAAGUUGUCUAUGACUACCAGAUCAGCUGAUGGCAGCAGACCUGUGAGGAAACGGAAGACCAGAUCACCGUCCCCAACUCAAGUGCCGGUAAAGCGGAGAGGACCAGGCCGCCCUAGGAAGGUCCGCCCUCCGCCAUCGGACUCUGAAGAGGAACACCAUACAACGAAGAAACGGUGCCCCAAGAUGAAGGUGGUUCCCGUGGAGGUACCACACGUUAUGAGCGAGAUGGAUGAAUCGCUCAGUACCGCUACUAGCGUCGCGCAGCUUUCCACGCCGCUGUUUAUGAAGAUGUACAACUUGGAACGCUCAAAAUCAUCUCUAGAAAAGUCACAGAGUAUGCACGUGUCGAUCAAGACGGAACCAGUAGACGACACGCCCACUUAAGGAGGUGUAUGUCGUCCUGUAGUGUAUUUGUGAAUAAGUUUUCAGUAUGUGUCAUGAGAGAUUUGUAGGCGAGAAAUUCGGUAAUUUUUAAUCGUAUGUCCUUGGUAAUACUGCAAUUUGAGCUACAUCACUUAAAACGAUAAAUUAGUUUAAAUUAGUAAUUACUUAGCUUAUAUUAAUAAUCUUAACUAAGUCUGUCGCCAUAGCAACAAUGUUAACAGCAUUAUUUUGUUCCGGCAGUUAGAGGUAAGAUAGCCAGUUCCUCCGUGGUUGAGGAUUCCGGGUGAAGCUCGCCACCACCUUCGGCCUGAUCAUCACUUACCAUCAGGUGAGAUACAGGCCAAGAGCUUCCUCGUUGUGGAUAAAAAAAAAAUCUUAAUGAGUUUUAGCAUCCAAAAAAUGGAUAGUAACUGAAAUGACACUCUUGCCGUGGAUGUCGUAAAAAACUACCAAAGGAUUAAUAUGCGAACAUCAGGCCUCCCUAACCCGUCUGUCCAGCGUGGGGAAUUUAGGCCAAAUCCUUCAUUUGCCUCUGGUAAAUAAGCAUCGUGCAUUGAAGACAAAAUUAUCUGAUGAUAAUGAAGAUCCACAAAAUAGUGAUAAAAAUUGCGUCACUCGCAUUCAGUCAUUUUUGCGUGGAAGUUAUUGCAGUAUUACCUCUAUGGCUCAAUAUAAAUAGUGUGAUUAUUUGGACCAUUGCUACCAUAGCAUUUUCAUUUGGUGAAGAAAAAACUUCACUAUCAGAAAGUUCCUUAUAAAAUUAUUAGAAGUUAUUGUAUUACUUUUGAAUUUGAUUUCUGAUUGUGAUAGAUAGAAAUAAAUUGAUUUAUCUUUCUCUCCUCUCAAUCUCAUGACACUAGCAAAACUUAUAGUCAUAUCUUGCUGAUUGUUGAUGAAAGAGAAAAUGUGAUAUUUUAUAAUGUUAGAGCUUGGCCAUUUAGGUUCAUAAAUAUUAUCCUAAGAUAUUUUUAAGUGUAUAUUGUAUUUAUGUAGUUAUUAACCACACCUCAACGAAUUAGUGUACCACAGUGUAGAGUAAUUGAAACGACAAAACAUCAUAAAACUUUGAAGUUUGUAGCAUUUUAACGACAUCCUUGUACUUUUUCAAGGUGUUUAUACACAAAUAAUUCAUAGGUAUGUAUUAGUGGCAACGCUUUUUUAGUAAAAUUACACAAAUUAAGGUGAUUUGUACGCU
Ostrinia nubilalis (European corn borer) is the source of this 2571-nucleotide messenger RNA. RefSeq lists its product as uncharacterized. The record is from RefSeq and is a predicted model, not a curated record. Gene Ontology annotation, molecular function: DNA binding. Bases 333 to 1376 code for a protein of 347 amino acids. The transcript is spliced from 7 exons. Gene Ontology annotation, biological process: regulation of transcription by RNA polymerase II. Gene Ontology annotation, cellular component: nucleus; transcription regulator complex. NCBI's taxonomy places the organism in Eukaryota, Metazoa, Arthropoda, Insecta, Lepidoptera, Crambidae.